Molecule: messenger RNA, 12627 nt
Organism: Gadus chalcogrammus (walleye pollock)
Lineage: Eukaryota; Metazoa; Chordata; Actinopteri; Gadiformes; Gadidae
Gene: kalrna
Product: kalirin RhoGEF kinase a
Exons: 65
Coding region: 106-8610 (2834 amino acids)
Biological process (GO): protein phosphorylation
Cellular component (GO): cytoplasm
Molecular function (GO): protein binding; guanyl-nucleotide exchange factor activity; protein kinase activity
Source: RefSeq, a predicted model, not a curated record
ACCUCCGCGUGGCACUGGAGGAGUUCAUCUGUAGCGCCGCCCACCUGCUAGCCCGGCUGGAGGAGCUGCAGCGAGGACGUGUGUAAGCGGGGCUUCACGGUCAUCAUGGAUAUGCGGGGGUCCCGCUGGGAGCUGAUCAAGCCGCUGCUGAAGACCCUGCAGGAGGCUUGCUCCCAGAUAUGCGUGGCACUCAUCAUCAAACCAGACAACUUCUGGCAGAAGCAGAAGACCAACUUUGGCAGCUCCAAGUUCUCCUUUGAGACCAGCCUGGUGUCGGUGGAGGGGCUGGCUAAGCUGGUGGACCCAUCCCAGCUGACGGAGGACUUCGAGGGCUCACUGGACUACAACCACGACGAAUGGAUGGACCUCCGCGUGGCACUGGAGGAGUUCAUCUGUAGCGCCGCCCACCUGCUAGCCCGGCUGGAGGAGCUGCAGGAGCUCCUGUGUAAGAAGGACUUCCCGCUGGACGUAGAAGGAUCUCGGCGCCUCAUCGAGGAUCACACCCUGCUCAGGAAGAAGGUCCUGAAGGCUCCGGUGGAGGAGUUGGACCAGGAGGGCCAGCGUCUCCUCCAGUGUAUCCGCUCCAGUGAUGGCUUCUCUGGGAGGAACUGCAUCUCUGGCUCGGCUGACUUCCAGAGCCUGGUUCCCAAGGUGGCCAGUCUGCUGGAUAAGCUCCACUCCACCCGCCAGCACCUCCACCAGAGCUGGAGCUCCAGGAAGCUCAAGCUGGACCAGUGCUUCCAGCUCCGCCUCUAUGAGCAGGAUGCAGAGAAGAUGUUUGACUGGGUCAGCCACAACAAGGAGGUGUUCCUGCAGAACCACACAGAGAUUGGCGUGGGCUACCAGCACGCCGUGGAGCUCCUGACCCAGCACAACCACUUCGCUAUGAACUCCAUGAAUGCCUACGUGAACAUCAACCGCAUCAUGUCCGUGGGGGGCCGGCUGGUGGAGGGAGGGCACUACGCCGCGCUGCAGGUCAAGCAGAUCUCCUCCCAGCUAGACCAGGACUGGAAGAGCUUCGCCGCCGCGCUGGAUGAGCGCUCCACCCUCCUGGCCAUGUCCUCUGUCUUCCACCAGAAGGCAGAGCAGUUCCUAUCUGCGGUGGAGUCCUGGAGUAAGGUUUGUAGUGAGGGAGGUCUGCCCUCGGCCAUGCAGGAGCUGGAGCUAGCUAUCCACCACCACCAGGGCCUCUACGAGCAAGUCACCCAGGCCUACAGCGAGGUGAGCCAGGAUGGUAAAGCCCUGCUGGACGUCCUCCAGAGGCCUUUGGGUCCAGGGAACUCGGAGUCCAUGACCGCAACGGCCAACUACUCCAAGGCAGUCCACUGUAUCCUGGACGUGGUGCAUGAGAUUCUUCACCACCAGAGGAGGCUGGAGAACAUCUGGCAGCACCGCAAGGUCCGCCUGCACCAGAGGCUCCAGCUGUGUGUGUUCCAGCAGGACGUCCAGCAGGUGAUGGACUGGAUCGAGCACCAUGGGGAGGUGUUCCUCAGUAAACACACAGGGGUGGGGAAGUCUCUGCACCGUGCCCGCGCCCUGCAGAAGAGACACGACGACUUUGAGGACGUGGCCCAGAACACCUACACCAAUGCAGACAAACUGCUGGAGGCGGCGGAGCAGCUGGCCCAGACGGGCGAGUGCGACCCGGAGGAGAUCUACAAGGCGGCCCGCCACCUGGAGGUCACCAUCCAGGACUUUGUCCGCCGCGUGGAGCAACGCAAGCUGCUACUGGACCUGUCUGUCACCUUCCACACACACACCAAGGAGCUGUGGAGUUGGAUGGAAGAGCUGCAGAAGGAGCUCCUGGAGGAGGUGCAGAGUGAGGUGGUGGAGGAGGUGCAGCUGAUGGUGCAGCAGUUCCAGCAGCAGCAGAGCUCCACGCUGGACGCUACGCUCAACGUCAUCAAGGAGGGGGAGGGGCUGAUGCAGCAGCUCAGGGAUGCAGCCAUUUGCACCAGUAGGACGCCCCACUGCAGUUCCAUCGCCCACAUCCAGGGAGUGCUGCAGCAGCUUGAUGAGGCCCAGGCCCAAAUGGAGGAACUGUUCCAUGAACGCAAGAUCAAGCUAGAUGUCUUCUUGCAGCUACGCAUCCUACAGCAGUACACCCUGGAGGUGACAGCAGAGCUGGAUGCGUGGAAGGAGGACCUGUCCCGGCAGGCGGGCGACGCUGGUUGCCCAGCGGGGGGCGGGAUGUCUGCAGGGGUCGUGGCCGACGACGUGGGCGUGGCCGAGCAGCGUCUGAAGAGACUCACGGAGAGGAAGACGGCCAUGAAGCACAUGACCUACGAGGUCCUUCAGCAGGGACAGGACCUGCACCAGUACAUAAUGGAGGUCCAGGCCUCAGGUAUGGAGCUGACUAGUGAGAAGGAGCCCGACCUGGCCUCUCAGGUGCAGGAGCUGCUGGAGUUCCUCCACGAGAGGCAGCAGGAAGUGGAGCUCAGCGCCGAGAUCAGCCAUGCCCGCCUGGAGCAGCACCUGCAGCUCACUCACCUACAGGCGGAGGUCCAACAGGUAUUGGGAUGGAUCCGUAACGGGGAGUCCAUGAUGAACGCCAGCCUGGUGAACGCCAGCUCUCUGUCUGAGGCAGAGCAGCUGCAGAGAGAACAUGAACACUUUCAGAUGGCUAUAGAGUCCCUGUUCCAUGCCAAUUCCCUCCAGAAGACCCAUCAGAGUGCCCUGCAGGUCCAGCAGAAGGCUGAGGUCCUCCUGAAGGCGGGGCACUAUGACCCUGAGGCCCUCCGUGUGUGUGCAGAGGAGGUGGCGGUCAACUGGCAGCAGUUGAUGCUGAAGAUGGAGGACCGCCUGAAGCUAGUCAACGCAUCAGUGGCCUUCUACAAGACCUCUGAACAGGUUUGCAGUGUGUUAGAGAGUCUAGAGCAGGAGUAUCGAAGAGAUGAGGACUGGUGUUCGGGUCACGACAAGGUCAACUCUGUUGCCGAGGGCGACCAGCUUCUCCCCCUCAUCAGCAAACACCUGGAGCAGAAGGAGGCCUUCCUCAAGGCAUGUACCCUGGCCAGGAGGAACGCGGAGGUGUUCCUGAAGUACAUCCACAGGAACAACUUUACUCUUCCAGGGGGAACCCCUCACACCAGAGCCCCUGAACAGCAGGUCAAAGCUAUCCUAAACGAGCUGCUCCAGAGGGAGAACAGAGUUCUUCACUUCUGGACCUUGAAGAAACGCCGGCUGGACCAGUGCCAGCAGUACCUGGUGUUCUUACACAGCGCCAAGCAGGCUCUAGACUGGAUCCAGCAGACAGGGGAGGGGUAUCUCUCAACUCCCAGACCAUCUGAGGAUCUACAGGAACACCAGCAGUUCUCCCUGUUGGCCAAGCGGACCCGGGACCAGGUGGAGGUGCUUGUGCGGCUUGCGGACGGGCUGGUGGAGCAGGGCCAUGCCCACUCCACCGAGCUGCGACGCUGGGUCUCGUCUCUGGACCGCCGCUAUCGGGACUUCAGCCUCCGCCUGGGCCAGUACCGGGUGGACCUGUACCGAGACCGGGGCCUCGAGCCACAGGACAACAAGGACCUAGAGUUGGACAUCAUCCCUGCCAGUCUUGCUGAUGACCCGGAAGUUAAACUCCGCGACCCGAACCAUGAGAUCAACGAGGAGAAGAGGAAAUCCGCCCGGAAAAAAGAGUUCAUCAUGACUGAGCUGCUCCAGACAGAGAAGGCCUACGUCAGAGAUCUUCAUGAGUGUCUGGAGACCUACCUAUGGGAGAUGACCAGUGGAGUGGAGGAGGUUCCAGCUGGGAUUGUGAAGAAGGAGCUGGUCAUAUUUGGAAAUAUCCAGGACAUCUAUGAGUUCCAUAACAAUAUCUUUCUGAAUGAGUUAGUAAACUACGAACAGCUACCAGAAGAUGUUGGACACUGCUUCGUCACCUGGGCGGAUAAGUUCCACAUGUAUGUGAAGUACUGUAAGAACAAGCCGGACUCCAACCAGGUCAUCCUGGAGAACGCAGGAACCUUCUUUGAUGAGAUUCAACAGAGACACGGGCUGGCCAACUCCAUCUCCUCUUACCUCAUCAAACCCGUCCAGCGCAUCACUAAAUACCAGCUGCUGCUCAAGGAGCUGUUAUCCUGCUGUGAGGAGGGUAAGGGGGAGAUGAAGGAGGGUCUAGAGGUGAUGCUGGGUGUUCCUAAGAGAGCCAAUGAUGCUAUGCACGUCGCCAUGCUGGAAGGGUUUGAGGAGAACCUGGAUGUGCAGGGGGAGUUAAUAGUACAGGACAGCUUCCAGGUGUGGGAUCCUAAGUCUCUGAUCAGGAAGGGACGGGACCGUCGUCUCUUCCUGUUUGAGAUGUGUCUGAUCUUCAGUAAGGAGAUCAGAGACUCUGCUGGCCGGACCAAGUACCAGUUCAAACAGAAACUACAGACCUCAGAGCUGGGUGUGACUGAGCACAUUGAGGGAGACCCCCUCAAACUGGCUCUCUGGGCCGGACGGACCCCCUCCUCCGACAAUAAAAUCGUCCUUAAGGCCAGCAGUGUGGAGGUGAAGCAGGAGUGGAUAAAGAGUGUGAGAGAGGUGAUCCAGGACCGCAUGACCCACCUGAAGGGGGCACUGAAGGAGCCGCUCCACCUGCCAAAGGCCCCCGCCCUCAGCAAGCCUCGGAGGAGGGAGGUGCUGGAGGACGGGGACAGCCAGAGAGAGGGCAGCAGCCAGCCGGACUCUGUCUCCAUCGCCUCCCAGAACACCGUAGACAGCGACAAGCUCUCAGGGGGAUGUGAGUUGACUGUGGUUCGCCAAGACUUUACCGCUGGCUGCAGUUCAGAGUUGACCAUCAGUUCAGGUCAGACAGUGGAGCUGGUAGAGAAACCCAUUGAGAGACCGGGCUGGUACCUGGUCCGGACCACCGACCGGACCCCUCCCCAGGAGGGCUUGGUCCCCAGCACCGCACUCUGUGUGUCCCACUCCCGCUCCAGCGUCGAGAUGGACUGCAUCUUCAGCUCCGGGAGAGAGAACUAUGUGGUGAGCGGUUCAGAGGCGAAGAGCGACUCGGUGGCCCACCUUCAGGCCAGCCAGAGCUCCCUGCCGGUGCCCUCUCCGGGGCCCAAGCGCUCGGCAAACACUCUGAGGAAGUGGCUGAGCAGCCCGGUGCGGCGCCUAAGCCAGGGCAGCACUGUCAAGAAGCCCGCCAGCGGCAAGAACAAGAAUACCUCUCGGGAGGAGGACAGGAAGAGCAUCGACCUGGGUCAAGCUGAUCUCGCCCACCAGGAUGAGGUCACAGAAGAGAGAGCAGACCGGAAGGAGGGCACUCUGGUCAAGUCCUCCUCUGGGAUGCAGAGCGGCGGAGAGGAGGAGCAGGAUGAGGAGACUCACACACCGCUGCCCCCGCCCAUGAAGAUCAUCAACGACCCAACCACCCAGGACGACAAGAGUCUGGACCCAGGCUCGUACCCGGGUUUCUGCUCCCACGACCCCCCGGACCAGAGCCCCCCGGUCCCCAGGAACCUGGAGGAGGAGCAGCGGGCCAGGGCCCUCAGAGGACGCAUGUUUGUUCUUAACGAGCUGGUCCAGACAGAGAAGGACUAUGUCAAGGACCUGGGGAUCGUGGUGGAGGGCUUUAUGAAGACCAUGGAAGAGACCGUCGUCCCGGAAGACAUGAAAGGGAAGGACAAGAUGGUCUUCGGGAACAUCCACCAGAUCUACGACUGGCACAGAGAUUUCUUUGUAGGAGAGCUGGAGAAAUGUCUGGAGGACCAUCAGCUACUGCCCCAGCUCUUCAUCAAGCAUGCUCGGAGGCUACACAUGUACGUGGUGUACUGUCAGAACAAACCCAAGUCAGAGUUUAUCGUGGCGGAGUACGAUAAAUACUUUGAUGGUAUACAGCAGGUCCUCCAGUCCAGAUUGUCAAUCAGUGAUUUUCUCAUCAAACCAAUUCAGAGAAUCACCAAAUACCAGCUGCUGCUGAAGGACUUCCUGAAGUACAGCUCCAAGGCAGGAAUAGACUGUGAACAGAUUGAGAAAGCAGUGGACCUGAUGUCCCAGGUUCCUAAGCUGUGCAACGACAUGAUGAACCUGGGCCGGCUGCAGGGCUUUGAGGGUAAACUGACCAGCCAGGGCAAGCUGCUCCAGCAGGAGACGUUCUUUGUGACAGAGCAGGACGGAGGUGUUCUGUCUCGCUCUAAAGAGAGACGAGUGUUCCUCUUUGAACAGAUCGUCAUCUUCAGCGAGCUGCUGAGGAAGGGAUCCUCGACGCCCGGCUACCAGUUUAAGAAGAGUAUCAAGGUAGCGGUGCUGGGGCUGGACGAGGGGGCGGAUAGCGACCCCUGCAGGCUGGUGCUGUGUCACCACGGCUCGGCCGAGCGCUACACGCUGCAGGCUGCCAACACGGAGGUCAAGCAGCUGUGGGUCAAACACAUACAGGAAGUCCUGGAUGCCCAGAGCAACUUCCUGAUCGCUCUGCAGUCUCCCAUUGAGUACCAGAAGGAGCGAGGAGCCGGCAGCAGGACCUCCUCUCUCAACAGGAACCACUCCUCCUUCCACGACUCAAAGACCCAGACCCCCUCCCAGCCGCGCCCUGCAUCCUCCCUGGGCCUCGGCGAGGAGGAACGCCCCCCCGCUGGCUCCAUGGGAGGAGGUGAUAGGAGCUGUAAUGGGGUCUCCUCCACCAUGCUGGUAUCUCAGGACUACUCAGCUCUGAAGGAGAAUGAGAUCAGUGUGGGUCAGGGAGAAACCGUCCAGAUCCUGGCAACCAAUCAACAGAAGAUGUAUCUCGUGUACCGGCCGGCUGACAGCCAAUCGCCUGCUGCUGAGGGCUGGGUGCCGGGUUACGUCCUGGCUCCGCCUACCAAGCCCAUAAAAGACUCCUCCUCCACUUCCUGUUUCUCUGCUGCAGCUGGGGCAAACAACAUCAAGAAGUCUCUGUCAUGGAACACGCUUCGCUCCCGGAAAGGCAAAGGUCAGGAGAACGGUCUCCUGCGUAAACCCAAAGACACGCCCCCCCCGCUCCCCCCUUCCCCUCAGGGGGACAAAGAGGCUCACAGUUCUGAGGAGUCAGACUGUGAUGACGACCCCAAGACCGGGAUGGAGCUCCUCAACCCAAACUUUAUCCAGGAAGUGGCCCCCGAGGUGCUGGCCCCGCUCGAGGACAGGGUGUGUGUUUUCGGGGAGACGGGGGUCCUGCGCUGUAAAAUCAGCGGGCGACCGAGGCCCUCGAUUGCCCUAAAAGGACCAGACCAGAACCCUGUGGUCAACACCGACCGCCUAACCAUCACAAUCAGGGAUACUGGAGACAUUUUGCUAAAGAUCUGUAAUGUGAUGCCUCAGGACACUGGGAUCUACACAUGCGUUGCCGUUAACGACCUUGGCUCUGCCUCCACCUCUGCUUCAAUCAAAGUUCAAGGUGUUCCAGCUGCUCCUGGUAAACCUGUGGUUCAGGAGGUCAGCAGUACGUCCGUCAUGGUCCACUGGGACACGCCCACUUCCUCCACCCCCGCCAACGUCAGCUACACCCUUGACUACCGCCAGGAAGACUCCCUUGCCUGGCAGCAGGCGGCCUCCACGGGAGACUUGUGUGUGCAGGUGGAUGGCCUCAUCCCAGGGGGCCACUACCUGUUCAGGGUCCGAGCCUCCAGCCCCUGGGGGGCAGGCACCCCCUCCCCCACCUCAGACACCAUCACCCUGCCCUGCAACACCAACUCCAGCUUGGAUGGGACCGGGUUCCUCUGGAAAGACAACUUCGACACCAGCUUCUCUGAGAUCUGUGAGCUUGGAAGGGGGCGCUUCUCAGUGGUGAAGAAAUGUCUGAGCAGAACGUCCAAGAAAGAGGUUGCAGUGAAGAUCGUGAGCAAGAAGAUGCAGAAGAGGGAGCAGAUGGCUCAGGAGGCGGACCUCCUCCAGCACGCCCAGAACCCCCAGCUGGUGGCCCUGCUGGAUACCUACGAGACCCCCUCCUCCCUCAUCCUGGUCUUGGAGCUCUUGGAAGGAGGCCGUCUCUUUGACUACCUGGCCUCCCAUGAUGCUCUUCUGGAGGAGAAGGUGGCCUUCUUCAUCAAAGACACCCUGGAGGCCCUCCAGCACCUGCACACCUGCAGGGUGGCACACCUGGAUUUGAAGCCAGAGAACAUCAUGUUGGACGUUCACUCCGUCGUCCCGGCCGUGAAGCUCAUUGACCUCGGUGACGCCGUCCAGCUCUCCGCCAACCGCCGCUAUGUCCAUCUGCUGCUAGGCAACCCUGAGUUCGCUGCCCCCGAGCUGGUCCAGGGCUUGCCGGUCUCCACGGCGACAGAUGUGUGGAGCGUGGGCGUGCUGGCGUACGUAGCGCUGAGCGGCGUCUCACCCUUCCUGGAUGAGUCCCCUGAGGAGACCUGCGUCAACAUCUGCCGCCGGGACUUCUGCUUCCCAGACCAGUACUUCCUGGACGUGAGCCAGGCUGCGAGGGACUUUAUCUCCGCCGCUCUGCACCUGGACCCUCGCAAGAGACCCAGCACCACCUCCUGCCUGCAGCACCCCUGGGUGGGCCGGGGCGGGGCACACGGCAGGGAGUACUCCAGGAUGCCGCUGGAUACGGGCCGGCUGACGGCCUUCAUCGACCGGAGACGACAGCUCCACGACGUCCGAGCCAUCACUAACAUCAAGAGUCUGGUCGGCACGGGCCUCGGAAGCACACUGUGAUGCACCCAUGGACACACCUGAACCAGCCGGACACACCUGGACAUGAUCGACACACCUGGACCAGCUGGACACACUUGGACCAGCUGGACACACCUGGUCCCUAAAGGACCUCCAAACACUCCAGUACCACCAGGAAACUCCAGGGUCCCAACAGAAACCUCAACUAAACACUUUGUCACACACUUUGUCAUCUUUCUGCUGAAACUGUUGCCUCGGUGACCAACAAUAGGUUAGCAUGCUGACCUCCAGGUACACUCUGGCAGAACAGUCUAUGGUGACACCACUCUAGUUAUCCAGGGGAACUGCAGCAGGAGAAGGGUUUGGAGCUGCUGUGUCAGGGGAUACUGGAGCAGCUCAAAGACACUGUGAGUGAAGUGAGGACAAGCUCUGCAAAACACACUGUGAGGAAGUCAGCUGCGGCACUCAGCUUCCAGAGUUUAAUUUAGGGGAGACACAGCCUCUGUCUGAUUCCUGCAGGGAGCCUCGAAAUCAUCAUACCGAGUCAUCAUGGUGAAAUAAUACUUCCCCACUACCCUCUAGCAUGGUACCAUCCACCAUCAGAGACACACUUUGAUCUGGGACAACUUUAGAUUUACCGAUACUGCACGAUUUACCGUGCAGUAGAAGGUAAUUUGAACAAACCCGAGGUAAAUGUUAAACAUUCAGCCAUCCUACCAUCCAUCCAUCUCUCUCCUCCACCAUUUAUUCAUGUAGGGGGGGAUACAAGGUGGCAAAUAGAAUCGCUCAGCUUUCUUUUACCCUGGCAACCUCCUCAACCUCCGUCCCUGCUGAGAAGAGUCAUUUGUUCUCAAAUCUCUUUCAUUGGUCACUCCCACAUCCCUAUAUGAACCACAAGGAGACUGGAACAGCUGAUCUGACAUCUGCUGGGCUGAGGGAUGAACUCGGCUGGACUCACUCAACAAAAUACUCCUUAUCAAUGUCCUCAAUUGAAUGGUUCAGUCCAUAAUGUGAGCAGGAGGAGAUAUCUUUCAGAGACCUUGAUGUAUAUUCUCGGACAGAGCAUGGAGUUACGUCUCUCACGCCUUACAUCUGCUAGAAUCAGGUAGAGAGGAAACGUCCAUUACUGGACGAGGGGAGGUGUUCAAGUCGAUCGAAACACACUGUUGUAGUCUGUUCUUCAAACACUAACCUGUCCUGUUGGAGGUAGGGUGACUGACCCUGUGGGGUAGUGAGUUACAGGUAGUCCAACUGCAGGUUUUGUUCAUACUGUUGAAUGUAAAAUAUAUUGUGUUCUGAUAUAUCCGAGGUCUCUUGUGGCCUACAUCUCAAUGCAUUUGAGUGUAUUCAGCGGGUGAUUGUGAAAUACAAAUAUAAGCACGCACUUUUAUUAUAACCAUUUUCCUUAUCGAUGGCAAUUUUAAUAUUCAGCCGUUACAUUAUCUAUAAUCUGUUAUUUUAGUAUAAAAUCAUCAGGGGCGGGCCGUACUAUUAGGCAAACCAGAAGGCCCCCUAGAAGGUUUUUGGGGCCCCCAAUUUUUAUUUUUUUUUACCUUUAUUUUUCCCGUUAAAACAUUAAGAACAGUUUCUUAUUUACAAUAUUGAUCUGGUCAAGAGGGCCCCAAUGCAUAUAUUUUGUCCCCAUAUUUAUUAUUUUUAUAAAAAUCUCUUCACAAUAGUAGCAUCGGGAUGUCUAAUUAUUACUCAUGUUUUGAUGAUCUUUCCGUGUGCACCCCCCUUCAGUCUGCACUACAUGGACUAUUCCAUGUUACGCGCAUCACGCUCAUCAUGCGUAUGCGGAAAUUAUGUCAAAUUCAAAACAGUAAGCGGUAAGAGAGAGAGAGAGAGAAAUCGAGUGAGACAUAAAUCGAGUGAAACAUGAAGCGAUACGAAAGCGGGUCACAUAAAAAGAAAGACCAAAGGCAGGACUUUCUUUCAAAGCUGCCAAAGCUAUCCAGCUGUUUUACAGCCACCGCAGUGGCAGCGGGACCGUCGGCGGAUCAAGAGCAGCCGUCAACGUCGUUUGCUGUCACGUUACUGCUCCUUUCAUUCCAAGUGGCUCUGGCUCAACCAGCAGCGAUGCUAAUGACGUGUGUCAACAAACUGACGGAGAUGAUGCACAACUGGUAGUGAAUAUUUCUCACUCUCCUUCUUCCACUUUGGUUAUUGAAAUUUAUGACAAUAACGAUAACAAUGACUGCGAGACACAUAUUCCUGUGGAUGACCCAGCACUCUGGCCCAAGCUGCUGUGUCUUGGGCAGGUGCACACAUAUUCUUGUGGAUGACCCAGCACUCUGGCCCAAGGGCCGCAGAUUCACAAAAGCAUACUAUUACAUAGUAAUGAAAAAUGGGGAGAGGGUGAACAGGUCUUGGUUAGUCUACAGUGAAAGUGCAGACCGUGUUUUUUGCUUUUGUUGUUGCCUUUCUGGAAAACAAAAACAACUGAGUGAGGAAGGAUUUAAAGACUAGAAUAACCUUGCAAUGCAUCUAAUCAACCAUGAAAGGUCUGAUGAGCACAGGAAAUAUAGUGAUAGCUGGACGCAGCUAUCAGUGAGUUUCCAGUAGUGGUUUCCAGUAGCUCACAGCAGAUAGCUGCUGUGAGCUCCUGGAAACCCUCAGGUAAAUGAGGACUUAUGGUUAACAGUCAGUGUAAUGUGUCAACAUAACUAAUCUUAUUGUUUUGUAUGUUAUUCUCAAUUUGUAAAUAGAUAAUUAACAUUUGCAUGAAAGAAGGAUAGUGACUUUUGUUCAUCCCUUGUAUGGAGUAUCUCAUUAUGCGAUAUAAGGUACUGAGACCGGUAGAUGCAGGGGCCCCCAAAUGACUGUUCGCCUGGAGCCCCCAAAGGGCUAAGUUCGCCACUGAAAAUCAUUGACACUCAUAUCUAGAAUGUCGUUCAUAAGAAGGAAAUGUUUACAGACUCCAGCUGCUCUAGUUAGUCAGCUAGGUUAGCAUGAUUUAACGUGUAGUGGCUUCACUUGUCCACACAGUACAUCUAUGUCCCAACAGGUUUUACAAUCCAGUCCAAACUGUUUUACAAGACCAGUUGUAAACCAGGUCUUGUAAACCACCUUAUAUAUGGAACUCCUGAAGAAUAAUGGGUUAAGAAUGUUGAAGGAUUUCAAUCGAUUUAUUUAUCGAUUUAUAUUCUAACUUCUAUUUAUGUAUUCUAUUGUGUUUCAUAAUGAUUUGCUUAUUGAAUCAACCUGUCUCUGUCUGUCCAACCACUACCUGCUUCUUAAUGACCUGUCUCUGUACUGUCUAUCCCCUACCUGCUCCUAAAUUACCUGUCUCUGUACUGUCUAAACCCUAACUGCUCCUUAAUGACAGCUAUUGGUUUUAUUGAUCUGAUUCUUAAAAAUGGCCCAUGGUCCAACUUGCAGUACGUUCUUGUAUUAGAAAAUAGAAAGGCAAUACAUUAUACACAAAUUAAAUAACUUCAGUGUUCAUGAUCCCAAUGCAGAGGGUUAUGGUUAAGGUUUGGUUCCGUACUAGAGACAGGUUGGUUGAGAGGCUCGUAGUUCCCGUGCUUAACCAGCACGCAAUGCAGCAUUGCACUGCUAGCGAUGGAUGCCUGAUGAGCCGUGGCCGUGCUGUGUUCGAUCCAUCCACUAAAGGGAGACAGAGUGGUUUGUAAUGCUCAUUAAAGGGGACAUAUUAUGAAUACAACACUUUUCCUGGGAUUUGGGGUGUUGAUUUGGGUCUCUGGUGCUCCCACACACAUACAAACUUUGAAAAAAGUCUGCACAUGAUUUUUUGAGUGAGAUAUGCAUUUCUGAAAUUACCCCUAUACAGUUACCAAACGAACGAGUCCGUUUCGGCACCCCCUCCUACGUAGGAAGGGGGCACAGUGGAAUAUUACCUCCCACUUCUCCACUCCCCUCCAAUCAGAGCAUAGCUAAGACUUUGUGGACCAGCGGACGAGCAGCUCCAGCGGGGGAAACUCGGCGGCAGCUCAGCUCCCGGAGUACAAUCCCUUUCUCUGCCGGCGGCUCCGCUGGAGCUGCCGGGGAGCUGUCGCGGCAGUACGGAGGAGGAGACAUGGAGAAGAAAGGGAUUGU